AUGAUGCUUUACGCAUCUCAGGGGGUGCGGAGUGCUGCCCGUAAGGCCUCCAACGUUGCUACCCAUCAUGGUGGGCACAACGGACAUGGGGGCAGCACAACCGCCAACGCAACUUCGAGAUCUUUACACAUCGGCGCCAACCUGCAAAACGCAGCUCGCGCAAUCCACUCACCCAUACCGACCCUCGAGUCAAUCCGCCCCCGCAAUCCGUCUCACAAGCUCUUUUCCGCCUCCAAGAACUUCCUGCAGAGGUUUUUCACCUACUUAACUACUCCAGGCUUCAGAGCCCCGGCCCACUUCGCCGAUGUCGUUGGCCCUCGAUCCCUUCAUAGCGCUGCCUUCCGCGGAUCAACCAUACGCGACGGACUUUCCCUCCCGGUUCGACAGGCGCUCAAGAACAACGCAAUUAGGCGCCAGGCCAACACCUUCCUUCCUCGUGCUCCGGCUCCGGCUCCCCCUCGGUGUGGAGGUAUUGCCCAAGUCGGUCUAGGAACUGCCCGAAACUUCAGCACAGGUCGUCCGAUAUUCCAGCACCUAGCCGAAAACGUCCCGAUCGCGGGCAGAGCAUUGUACGAGGUCAAUUGGGACCUGGAGAUGAGGAAGGAGAACAAGCGCAUGCGCACACUGGCUCAGAACAAAGUCAAGAAGGUGUCGAAGACCCAGGAAAUGAUUAAGCCUGUUCAGAAGAAAAUCGAGCAACAGGCCAUCGAGAACAAGGAGGUCACUGAUGUCUCUGCCCAGGAUGACUUUGCGCACUUCUUCCACGCCAUGUCAAACCCCGCCGUCACUACCUACCUCCUUAUACCUCUUGCUCCAACUCCAACCACGCGAGUUCCUCUACGUCCAGAUCCAGGGCGUUCAGAUGCGCUACUUCCGCCGCUGUCGUAUCUUGGAACGCUACACGGCUCAUACUCCACUCACACUUUGCGAGUAUCGUCCCUCUUCACUCGCCUUGAUCAAGCCAACGUAUGGGCACGCGGCGUGCAUUGCUCUGCCUACUCGCAGGGCCAACAAUAUCAAUGCCUGGGUAUAAAUGACGGUGAUGUCGGCGAAGGGGUGUGCACUAUCCUCAAAGUUGAAUUCCGAGGCUGGGCCAAGGCCGAGGUGCGAAGUGUGAUUGGCGAAAGUGGCACGGGCUGGUGUGUUCUGGAGGAGGUCGUUCAUGAAGAGACAACGGCGGAAGAAGAUCUUUCCGACAUGGAUUCCUUGUGCUCUGGGGUUUAUGAUGACCAACACGCGUUUGUAGAAAGCGGGGACCCGUUCGGUGUGAGGAAGGCAAUCGAUCCCGCACAGUCGUUCGUAUUACCGACUCUUGAUCUCUCUGCGACUCCCUCGUCUCCGCCUUCUCCGUCGCCCUCCUUUUUCUCCUCCAUCCCGCCGCAGAUGGAGGACGAUCCUUGGGCAGAUGAUGAUGAUUCCGACGGCCUCGUGUCAUCGCUUGAGUCCGACCUGUCCAGUUUGAUUAUCGACCCUCCGUCUGUCAACGGAUAUUUCGGCCUUAGCUCUCGCUACGAGCAUGUUCGGGACAUGUCCGAGCCCAGAGAAACUAUGUUUUACUGA
Messenger RNA from Cyclocybe aegerita, 1560 nucleotides. NCBI's taxonomy places the organism in Eukaryota, Fungi, Basidiomycota, Agaricomycetes, Agaricales, Hemipholiotaceae. The record is from the annotation of a GenBank genome assembly.